Molecule: messenger RNA, 995 nt
Organism: Panicum virgatum (switchgrass)
Lineage: Eukaryota; Viridiplantae; Streptophyta; Magnoliopsida; Poales; Poaceae
Exons: 1
Coding region: 80-451 (123 amino acids)
Source: RefSeq, a predicted model, not a curated record
CGCACUGAAGAUUAGCGAUCCUUUCUCCUCCACCUUAAUUAACCUGCUCGAUCUAGCUAUCGUGCCUCAUCUCCGGACGAUGGCCGCGCACCGGGAGCUGCUGCUCCUCCUCCUCGCCGCCGCGGUCGUCGCGGCCCUGGCCGCCGUCGUGUCCGCCGACGACGCCAAGCCGACCAUCCUGACCCCCGUGGCGCAGACCCCGCUGGGAUCCUUCGACGGCGACACGCCGGCCUCCGACGACGACUCCGUGGAAGACGACGACGACGCCGCGCCCGUCGGCGCGCCCACCGGCGCCACCAUGACCGAGCCCAAGCCCGAGCUCCCCUCCCCGCCCGGCACCGAAGCUACCGCGGGUGGCGCCGCCGCCAGCGGCGCGCCGGCCGACCUCGCGGUGCUGGCGGCCCGCGUGGGCGCCGUCGCGGCCGUCGCCGCAGGAGUCUUCGCCUUCUGAUCGAUCGAGGCACUCACUCUCGGGAGCGAUUGGAGAUUGAUUUUCAUUUUAUGCAUGCAUGCGUUGUGAUGGGUUUGCUGGGACUAAGAAUGACCGAAGCCAACGCCCCCUGCGUGUCUAGAUGAUCACGACGACAAGCUUUGUUGAGCACUGCAAAUUUACAUGUCCAGUUUCUUUGAUUUCAUAUAUGUAUAACUAUUCUUUUUUCUUUCUCAACUCAAAUUCACACUAGAAGUAUUCUUUUUUCUUUCUCAACUCAAAUUCGCACUAGAAGCAUCAGAUUAUAUUAGAGCAUAUGCUUCUGAAGACAAAAUAAUUGUGUUCAUCUAUCCGCAUUCUUCUGUCAGACAUCACCUUGCACUUCAAAAUUAUUGUCACGAGGUAUAUACUGCUAGCUAAGUAAAAUAUCAGCCGCUUGUACGGUCAAAAAUCAGGCGAGGAUGGAAGAUAUACAUUUACAGCUACCAUACAUCCAUCCCAGCUGGACAACGUUGACGUGACGGACAAAAUCCUUUCAUCUAUCACAUAAUCUACACCUUCAAAU